Molecule: messenger RNA, 612 nt
Organism: Alternaria rosae
Lineage: Eukaryota; Fungi; Ascomycota; Dothideomycetes; Pleosporales; Pleosporaceae
Exons: 4
Coding region: 171-446 (91 amino acids)
Source: RefSeq, a predicted model, not a curated record
ACGAGUGUGGCGUAAACCAGGAACGCCAUGGCUGCGUUCCAUGAAACAGUGCUGCCUACAACCCUAUAACUGCUGCAGUUCUUAUCGGAUUCUUUCAAGCUCUUCCUGUAUCUCGGAAACUCCUGACUUCCCGUCUCACACGCACAUACCACCAACUUUCACCUUUCAGCAUGCCGACCCCCAUCGAUCGCGCGGUGCAACAACGUGGCCCGUUCUUCGCGUUUGCUGCAGUCGUCGCUGGUGUAGCAGCGUGGAGCAUUUGGGGACAAGACAUCUUUCCUAGUCAAGACCCCACUGGCGACCCAGAAACAUGGACACAUGAUCAAUGUGUUACCUGGCUCAAGCACAGGAACCUACAUCCCUCCCCCGUCGCAACAACCGCUGAGCUACUGGAGCGGAUCAAGGCGAACAUGAGGGUAGCAAGGGAGCGAACACCAGGUCAAUGAGCACAUUUAGUCCAAGAUGUCUAUCCAAUCCAAAUAAAUUGCAGGCUUAUUUACAGACUUUCCCCCAUAACUCCUGCAGAACAUCAUGGUAGUCGCUCGGCUGAUGCAUCGUUAACCGAUCGAACGUCAAAUCGACCCCGAACACCUCCAGGCCUCACCCUGUUUU